AUGUAUUGUUACACAGGGACGCCUGCCACAACACGGGACGAUACUGGAAGGUACAGCCAUUCUUCGUCGGUCCAUUCAAAAUUGUUAAGAAGUUCAAACGACAAUGCGUUCGAACUGGGUUUACCAAUUGUAACGAAGAAGCAUAGGGUAUUCAACAUCAAGUGGCUAAAAAAGCUUAUAACCAGAGAAGGACUGUACUACCAGCACCCUCCCCUGAGCAAAUACGCCAGGAUGAACAAAUUGCAAGAUAUUAUUUCCAUUGUUGGCUAUGAUCCAGACGAAAAGAUAUACCAUUGUAAGUUGCAAUGUGUCGACCCCCAGAUUACGAUAGCAUUUGAAGAAGAUGAAAUACAGAAGCUACCGCAUCAAAGAUUCAGAUCCUUACUGCAGAAUCUCAAGACACUAACGGACUUCGAGCACCCAGUGGAAGACCAUUGGGAGGGGGGAAGAUGUAAUAGUACAAACUGGACAUAUCGGCUCGACAAGAGAAGAUUGAGGGUCUGGCCAAGUACGUGA
Molecule: messenger RNA, 516 nt
Organism: Torulaspora globosa
Lineage: Eukaryota; Fungi; Ascomycota; Saccharomycetes; Saccharomycetales; Saccharomycetaceae
Exons: 1
Coding region: 1-516 (171 amino acids)
Source: RefSeq, a predicted model, not a curated record